CCCGGAGGCUGGGCGGGGUGAGCCGAGUGAGUGCGCAGGCGCCUUACGGCGGGGCAGGGCGGACCCGCGGGCCACGUGCAAUCGCCCCGCCCACCAGCUACUCCACCAUGGGUUCCUGCGGGACUGUGGGUUCUGUGCGCGCGCGCUACCUCGUGUUCUUCCAGUAUUUGGGCACGGACUUCAAUGGGGUCGCGGCCGUGAGGGGUAACCAUCGCGCUGUUGGGGUGCAGAACUUCCUGGAGGUGAGCUGUUUUCUCUCGGGGACAAUGGGGAGAGAAGCAGCCUACAGCCCCAACCAAUCCCGGCCCGCACCCACUCCUGCCUGCACCCUGUCCCUGCAGGAGGCCGCCAAGCGACUGAACUCCGUCGAGCCCAUCAGGUUUACUAUCUCCAGUCGCACUGAUGCCGGAGUGCAUGCCCUGAGCAACGCGGCGCACCUGGACAUCUGUCGCCGCUCAGACCUGCCGUCUUACUCCCCGGAGGUCGUGACCCAGGCCCUCAAUACCCACCUGAAGCACCGUGACAUUCGCGUACUGAAGGCCUUCCGAGUGCCCAAUGACUUCCAUGCUCGCCAUGCAGCCACCUCCAGAACCUACCUAUACCGUCUGGCCACAGGCUGCUCCUGGCCUGAUCAGCUGCCUGUGUUUGAGCAGAAUGUAUGCUGGGCUCUCCAGACGAAGUGCCUGGAUGUGGCUGCCAUGCAGGAGGCUGCCCAGCACCUCAUCGGGACACAUGAUUUCAGUGCUUUCCAGUCUGCUGGCAGCCCAACCACAAAUCCCGUGCGCACACUACGAAGAGUCUCUGUGUCUUCUGGUCCAGCCAGCCCAUUUGCCCUCCCCCAGGAGAGCAGGAAGCUGCAGUUCUGGACGCUGGAGUUUGAAAGCCAGUCUUUCCUGUAUCGACAGGUACGGAGGAUGACGGCUGUGCUGGUGGCUGUGGGGCAAGGGACUCUGACACCUACACAGGUGAAAGCCAUUCUGGAGAGUCAAGAUCCCUUGGGCAAGUAUCAGACUCGAGUUGCCCCGGCCCGUGGCUUGUUCUUGAAGUCAGUGCUAUAUGAUGAUUUCGGUCCUACAUCCUGAGCCCUUUAAGGUCCAAAGUGGAAACCAGCUGACUGUACCCUCAGUGGAGGUGAAGAGCCACACAGCAGACUGUCUAGCCGACAGCCUUACUCAGUGUUUACUGCACUCAGUAGAGACUAACCCACAGCUCUGUGGGGCUCUGGUAGUCCUGCCUACCUUCCUGCAGCUCCCACCUCCCCAGUCUUUCUGCCGUGGACAUCACUUUGUCACUAAUGAUGGGGUGCCAGGCAGGAAACAGCUGUAAGCACCCAGGUAGCUUCUGCUUUCCUGGGAGCCCCAUCCUCUAGGGAUAAGGG
This is a messenger RNA of Chionomys nivalis (European snow vole), 1378 nucleotides long. It is a transcript of the gene Pusl1, whose product is annotated as pseudouridine synthase like 1. The transcript is spliced from 7 exons. The coding region runs from base 108 to 1082 and encodes 324 amino acids. Gene Ontology annotation, molecular function: pseudouridine synthase activity; RNA binding. The record is from RefSeq and is a predicted model, not a curated record. NCBI's taxonomy places the organism in Eukaryota, Metazoa, Chordata, Mammalia, Rodentia, Cricetidae. Gene Ontology annotation, biological process: tRNA pseudouridine synthesis.